GUCAAAUGCAACGGCAAAUAGAAGUGUAUCACAGUCAUGCCGAACAAUGGAAUACCAUUCAUGAAAUGUUUCGUAACAAUCCGAACUUUCAAGAGCCAACAAUCAAUCGACCACCAAAAAUAAGCAGUUUUGCUCUUAUACCAUUAUGCGACUACCAUUUGAAAAACGUGCGAUUGGACAUUACGGACUUGUAUAAUAAAAUUGUAAACAAGCUUGAUUUGGUGCCUUCUUUUCUCAAUACGCGGACCAACCGGAUGAAUAAGAGAAAAGUAGAGUACUACACCCAAACUGAUCGAUCAGGUCUAUGGAAUAUGUUGUUCGAUGUCGGUAAAAUAAAUAAAUUGGGCAAAUCGAAACCAUUCCAUCAUCAGAUUUUGACCGAUAGUGUUUCAAUAUCCAUAAUGUACAAGAAACCACAGCGACAACAACGACCACAGCAAACAACCCAAGCGAAUCGGGGGUCGGAAAAACUCAUUGGCAAGAAAUACAUCAUUGGAAUCGAUCCGAAUGAAAAAUCGUGGUUAACUGUAGUGCGUCGCAACAUUCAAAAAACACCUGAUGAGCCGGCUGUUGAGGAAAACAUUAUAAUACCAAACCAGCGUUUUCAUUGGGAAACUCAGCAGAAAAAACGAGACAAAGAAGCGAAAAAGUUGGCUGGAUGGUUUGAUAUCGAAGAGAAGGAACAUUUCAAAACAUACCCAUAUCGUCCACCAUCACCACGUAAUUCAACAUGGAAAUCAUACAUUGAAUAUCGCAUUAAAAUGUUACGAAAAGGAAUGGCAGCUUAUGCGACGCGUGAAUAUGCACGACUGGAUUUAGACCAUCACAUUCGCUCGACCAGAGUAAAUGAUCAAAUCGCCGUGCGUGUGACAAACCGUCGUUGGUUCAAUUUGGUGCUUGGGCGAUGA
Contarinia nasturtii (swede midge) is the source of this 908-nucleotide messenger RNA. RefSeq lists its product as uncharacterized. The transcript is spliced from 2 exons. Bases 6 to 908 code for a protein of 300 amino acids. The record is from RefSeq and is a predicted model, not a curated record. NCBI's taxonomy places the organism in Eukaryota, Metazoa, Arthropoda, Insecta, Diptera, Cecidomyiidae.